AACCAGCCAAUCUGGUACAUAAUGUGAGGGGCCUCAGCCAUCGCCGCACAAUCUGAACUUGUCCCAGCUCCCAAAUGGUGGGACUACGAACGCUGCUGCCAGCUACGCUUGGCACCCCUCUGCUCAAUCUUGCUACAUAUACGAAUUUGACUCUAAGCGUCCCUGCCAGAGCACCCGCCGGCGCCAGCGCUGUGCAGGGCAACUUUUUAGGCAUCUCGAUCGAGUUGAACAUAGUAAACACACUGAUUGGAGAGUCGCCCGAGUCGAUACCAAAGCCAGUCAUCAACCUUCUUUCAGCCUUGUCGUCGCGCACCGCGCAACCGCUACGGUUACGAAUCGGAGGGAACAGCGUAGAUGCAGGCUCCAAAUAUGACCCUAAUGCGAAGAAAAUGAUCAACUUUAACCUCAAUUCCACAUUCAAGGCUGUACCUAAUUUACCAGUGACCUAUGGACCUCAGCUCCUGACAACCCUGAAGAAACUGGGCGAUGUAGUGAACGGCAGUACGAAUGUACUUGGGUUGUCCCUCAGUACCCCCAAGAAUGUCGCGGACAUCAUUAAAUUCGUCUAUGAUUCUCAGCAAGUCUUAGGAGACUCCUUGUUAUCGCUGCAGCUGGGUAACGAGCCAGAUUCGUUCCCUUCCCACGGUUAUCGUCCCGAGAAUUAUACCAGGCAGCAAUAUUACGAUGACUUUCGCACAGUAACAAGCCAAUUCCAAUCCUCGUCUUUUGGGAAUCUUGUCUCCAAGCCGAUUCUCGGUGCACCGUCCUUCUGCUGCUCUUGGAACCUGGAUGAAUUGGUCCGAGAAGGCUUCAUAGCUCAGAAUGGUGGCGUUCUCAACUAUGUCCUGUACCAGCAUUAUCCGAAGUCGUCAUGUGUUCCUAACACAUGGGAUUUCUCGUACUUUCUCGAGCAUACCAACGUGGUUCAGUUUGCUCAAAUACAAGCGCCUGGGAUAGCUCUAGCUCGGGCUGCAGGCAAACCUGUCAUUCUCUCGGAGUUCAACUCCGUGUCAUGCGGUGGGAAGCGAGGACAAUCAGACACAUUUGGCGUUGCGAUGUGGACUAUAGAUUUUGUCCUAUCACUUGCAAUCAACAAUGUGACAGCGGCAUACAUCCACACCCGAGAAGUGGGGAUCUCGUACAAUUUAAUCAAUCCCCCCAACCCCCGCAAUCCAGCUUGGAGCGUUGGCCCUCAGUAUUAUUCCAUGUUAUUCCUUGCAGAGGCGUUGAAAGGCGUGCCUGGAGACCCUUCGGGCUCAGUCAUCGUCGCGGACCUAAACCUUCCCACUUCCACCACCGCGUCUCUCGCUGGAUACGCCAUAUACGAUCAGAAGGGUGAAAUUCUUCAGCGGAUUGUCCUUAUCAACUAUGGGGAUAUACGGACUACAGAUUGCUCCGCGAGGCCGGCGUUUACAUUUACUGUGCCUCCUAGCAUUCUUCCUGCUUCUAACAACAGAACCCUUAGCACGAAAUAUUUUACAGGGGGAUGUGUGACAGAGACAAAUGCCAGUGUUCUUACUUGGGGUGGGCAAGCUGUUGGUGGUGAUGGCAUGUUGUCGUUGGGAUUACCUGCGCCGAACGAGAGCGUGAUAGCUUGCUCGCAAGGAUGCGAAGUAUCAGUCCCUAGUCCAAGCGUCGUGCUGAUAAACCUAGACGGGAGCCAUUGAAGGGCUCUCUUGCAGGGGACACAAGGGCGAGCGUGGCGAGUCCCACCUAGAUGAUCUAUGCUGCGGCCACAAGCAGAAACGAAGGCUUCAAUGAAGCUGUAACCAUUUAGCAUUCAUUUGGCUCCUGCACUUUUGUCGUCAGGGAUUUUAUCAUUACAUAUCGUUUAUGAUGUUUUGGUCGCAUGAUUAUUGUUCGACUCAACAAAUUAAAGGAAUUAUGGGGAGAG
Messenger RNA from Cantharellus anzutake, 1894 nucleotides. RefSeq lists its product as uncharacterized. NCBI's taxonomy places the organism in Eukaryota, Fungi, Basidiomycota, Agaricomycetes, Cantharellales, Hydnaceae. The transcript is spliced from 9 exons. The record is from RefSeq and is a predicted model, not a curated record. Bases 75 to 1667 code for a protein of 530 amino acids.